Symsagittifera roscoffensis is the source of this 669-nucleotide messenger RNA. RefSeq lists its product as uncharacterized. The transcript has a single exon. Gene Ontology annotation, cellular component: cytoplasm. The record is from RefSeq and is a predicted model, not a curated record. Gene Ontology annotation, biological process: isoprenoid biosynthetic process; isopentenyl diphosphate biosynthetic process. NCBI's taxonomy places the organism in Eukaryota, Metazoa, Xenacoelomorpha, Acoela, Convolutidae. Gene Ontology annotation, molecular function: isopentenyl-diphosphate delta-isomerase activity. Bases 1 to 669 code for a protein of 222 amino acids.
AUGGAGGAACGAUGUAUUCUGGUUGAUCGAGACGACAACAUUAUAGGAUCAGAGACGAAGAAGAAUUGCCACCUCAAAACGAACAUCGAACAGAAACGAAUGCUCCAUAGAGCGUUUAGUGUUUUUCUUUUCAACAAUGAAGGCACAAAAAUGCUGCUACAGCAAAGAGCGGGUUCUAAAAUUACGUACCCUAAUUUAUGGAGUAAUGCUUGUUGCAGCCACCCGUUAUUUGAAAUCGAGCACGAGAAAAAUGGCUGGGAAGGAGUGAAGGUAGCAGCUAUUCGUCGUCUUAACUACGAACUCGGAGUUGCGACUGCAUUUCUGUCGGUGAAAGAUUUCGCCGCUAGAGGGCGCGUCCAUUAUCAGGCUGGGAACAGUGUGAAAACAUUCCCUGAUGAAUUUAUGGAACAUGAAAUUGAUUAUCUUCUGUUUGCAAAGAAGACUAUUGACCUUGAUAACGUGAACAAAAAUGAAGUUCAGGAUACAAAAUGGGUGGGAAAAGAAGAAUUGUCUCAUUGGGUGAAAAAAGAGCGGAAAGUGUUCACGCCCUGGUUUAAACUGAUCAUGCACGAAAAAUUGUUCAAUAUCUGGGACAAAAUUCAAGAAUCGAAUUUCUUGAAAGAAUUGAACGAGGAUCUAAAGGAAAUAGACAGAUAUGCUCCGGAAUAA